Messenger RNA from Cynara cardunculus var. scolymus (artichoke), 939 nucleotides. Its product is annotated as protein UPSTREAM OF FLC-like. The transcript has 3 exons. Lineage: Eukaryota; Viridiplantae; Streptophyta; Magnoliopsida; Asterales; Asteraceae. Bases 1 to 939 code for a protein of 312 amino acids. The record is from RefSeq and is a predicted model, not a curated record.
AUGGCGUCAAGUUCCAGAGUGAGGGAGGAGCCAUUGAUCCCUAAGAAGAGUUGGCCGCGCAAUCAUAAAUCUGUAAAUCGAGGUGUGAUCAUCAACAAUUGUCCUGAUACAAGUCCGGAUUGGAUUGAACCUAAUUCAAAGACGAAGCCGGCAUCUGCCAGAAAAGUUCCUGUUCUGUACUACCUAUCUCGGAAUGGUCAUCUUGAACAUCCUCAUCUAGUCGAUGUCACUCUCUCUUCUCCUCAUGGUCUCUAUCUCAGAGAUGUUAUGAACACUUUGAAUUAUCACCGAGGAAAAGGAAUGGCGAACAUGUAUUCGUGGUCUUUCAAACGGAGCUACAAAAGUGGAUACGUAUGGCACGACGCCUCGGAAGAGGACUUGAUUCAACCGACGAACGGCCACGAUUACGUCGUCAAAGGAUCACAGCUUCUCCAAACACAUGCAUCUCGAAAUCUGCCGGAAACCUGCCAUACCGGCGACAAUUGUAGCUCGACGAACACCGCCGCCGCGGCCAUGGUCGUAAAAAGGAAUCAAUCAUGGAGCUCAUUCGACAUUCCACAGGACUAUUUAGUUCUCAAAUGCGAGUCGAACAGAGAGCUCGGCACGAAGUUCGCCCCCGACGCAGCGACGCAGACCGUAGAGUUAAGUAGGGAAGAAAUACCGUCUCCUCCGCCGUCGAAUUCGAGCUCGGACGUGGUGAGUGGAUCGAGAUCGAGAUACAUAGAUCAGAGGGCGAAGGUGAGAAAUGGUGUUAAGUCGGUGGAGGAUGAGCAUGGUUGUAAUGGGAGGAUGACAGCUUCACAGGUUCUGUUGCAGCUAAUUACUUGUGGGGCCGACUCAGUUAGACAUGUCGUUCCAGUGAAAACUAAGCACGAUCAAGGGUGUACGGUAAGCGUGGCGUAUGGUAAAAGUUUAAGGGGUGAAGUACUGAAUCAGUAA